Messenger RNA from Varanus komodoensis (Komodo dragon), 4932 nucleotides. It is a transcript of the gene SF3B3, whose product is annotated as splicing factor 3b subunit 3. NCBI's taxonomy places the organism in Eukaryota, Metazoa, Chordata, Lepidosauria, Squamata, Varanidae. Gene Ontology annotation, molecular function: protein binding; U2 snRNA binding. The record is from RefSeq and is a predicted model, not a curated record. The transcript is spliced from 26 exons. The coding region runs from base 153 to 3806 and encodes 1217 amino acids. Gene Ontology annotation, cellular component: U2 snRNP; nucleus. Gene Ontology annotation, biological process: mRNA splicing, via spliceosome.
GCCACACGCCUGGAAGGACCUCGGAAGGCGGGAAGCCGCUGGAAAUGGCUGCGGGGGAGCGCGCGUGUAGCAGGCCCUGACGCCGCGCCGGAUCCGUCGCCAUCCGCGUCGCAGGACCGGCGGGCUGAGGUGAAGUGCAACAGAUUGGCACCAUGUUCCUUUAUAACCUGACUUUGCAGCGAGCCACCGGCAUCAGCUAUGCCAUCCAUGGCAAUUUUUCAGGUACCAAACAGCAAGAAAUCGUUGUUUCGCGAGGGAAAAUCUUGGAGUUGCUUCGUCCUGAUCCAAACACUGGAAAAGUUCAUACCUUGCUGACUGUGGAAGUCUUUGGAAUCAUUCGCUCCCUGAUGGCCUUCCGGUUGACUGGUGGGACCAAAGAUUACAUUGUGGUAGGCAGUGAUUCGGGCCGCAUUGUUAUCCUGGAAUACCAGCCCUCCAAAAAUGUGUUUGAGAAGAUUCACCAAGAAACCUUUGGCAAGAGUGGCUGCCGCAGAAUUGUUCCCGGACAGUACUUGGCUGUGGAUCCUAAAGGGAGAGCAGUUAUGAUCAGUGCCAUUGAGAAGCAGAAACUGGUGUACAUCCUGAACAGAGAUGCGGCGGCGCGACUUACAAUCUCCUCCCCACUAGAAGCCCACAAGGCCAAUACCUUGGUUUACCACGUAGUCGGAGUCGAUGUGGGCUUUGAAAAUCCCAUGUUUGCUUGUCUGGAAAUGGAUUAUGAGGAAGCUGACAAUGACCCCACGGGAGAAGCAGCUGCCAACACCCAGCAGACGUUGACAUUUUAUGAGUUGGAUCUGGGCUUGAACCACGUUGUCAGAAAAUACAGCGAACCCUUGGAAGAACACGGCAACUUUCUGAUAACAGUGCCUGGAGGCUCCGAUGGUCCCAGCGGGGUGCUGAUUUGUUCUGAAAACUACAUCACCUACAAAAACUUUGGUGACCAACCAGAUAUUCGAUGUCCCAUUCCCAGGAGGAGGAAUGACUUGGAUGACCCUGAGCGAGGCAUGAUCUUCGUCUGCUCGGCUACGCACAAGACCAAGUCUAUGUUCUUCUUCCUGGCUCAGACGGAGCAGGGGGAUAUCUUCAAGAUCACCCUGGAGACAGAUGAGGACAUGGUCACAGAGAUUCGACUCAAGUACUUCGACACUGUCCCUGUAGCGGCGGCUAUGUGUGUGCUGAAGACAGGGUUUCUCUUUGUGGCUUCCGAGUUUGGGAACCACUACCUCUACCAGAUUGCUCACCUGGGAGAUGAUGACGAGGAACCCGAGUUCUCCUCUGCCAUGCCCCUGGAGGAAGGAGACACGUUCUUUUUCCAGCCACGGCCGCUUAAGAACCUGGUGCUGGUAGAUGAGCUGGACAGCUUGUCUCCUAUCUUGUGCUGUCAGAUAGCUGAUCUGGCCAAUGAGGAUACGCCCCAGUUAUAUGCAGCCUGUGGAAGGGGCCCCCGGUCUUCUCUGCGGGUCCUCAGACAUGGACUUGAGGUGUCUGAAAUGGCUGUGUCGGAGUUGCCUGGUAACCCUAAUGCGGUGUGGACAGUGAGGAGACAUGUGGAAGAUGAGUUUGAUGCCUAUAUCAUAGUGUCCUUCGUCAACGCCACCCUGGUGCUCUCCAUUGGAGAAACAGUAGAGGAAGUGACAGACUCUGGGUUCCUUGGUACCACCCCAACUUUAUCCUGCUCAUUGCUGGGGGAUGAUGCUCUGGUGCAGGUUUACCCCGACGGCAUCCGGCACAUCAGGGCAGACAAGCGAGUCAACGAGUGGAAGACGCCGGGGAAGAAGACCAUUGUCAAGUGUGCUGUGAACCAGAGGCAGGUGGUGAUCGCGCUGACAGGAGGAGAGCUGGUCUACUUCGAGAUGGACCCGUCAGGGCAGCUGAAUGAAUACACCGAGAGGAAGGAGAUGUCCGCUGACGUGGUGUGCAUGAGCCUGGCCAAUGUUCCCCCGGGAGAGCAGCGCUCCCGCUUCCUGGCAGUCGGCCUUGUGGACAACACCGUGCGCAUCAUCUCACUCGACCCCUCCGACUGCCUGCAGCCCUUGAGCAUGCAGGCGCUCCCUGCCCAGCCAGAGUCGCUGUGCAUCGUGGAAAUGGGUGGCGCUGAGAAGCAGGACGAGCUGGGGGAGCGCGGUUCCAUUGGCUUCCUGUACCUGAACAUCGGCUUGCAGAAUGGGGUUCUGCUCCGAACUGUCCUCGACCCAGUCACUGGAGACCUCUCCGACACAAGAACCAGGUACCUCGGGUCACGCCCCGUGAAGCUGUUCCGCGUCCGGAUGCAAGGCCAGGAAGCGGUGCUGGCCAUGUCGAGCCGUUCCUGGCUGAGCUAUUCCUACCAGUCCCGCUUCCACUUAACCCCGCUCUCGUAUGAAACCCUGGAGUUUGCCUCUGGCUUCGCCUCCGAGCAGUGUCCAGAGGGCAUCGUCGCCAUCUCCACCAACACCCUGAGGAUCUUGGCGCUGGAGAAGCUUGGUGCGGUCUUCAACCAGGUCGCCUUCCCCUUGCAGUACACCCCCAGGAAGUUUGUCAUCCACCCAGAGAGCAACAACCUGAUCAUCAUCGAGACCGACCACAAUGCCUACACCGAGGCCACCAAAGCCCAGAGGAAGCAGCAGAUGGCCGAGGAAAUGGUGGAGGCGGCAGGGGAGGAUGAGAGGGAGCUGGCGGCCGAGAUGGCGGCGGCGUUCCUGAAUGAGAACCUCCCGGAGUCCAUCUUUGGCGCCCCGAAGGCAGGCAACGGGCAGUGGGCCUCGGUGGUGAGGGUGAUGAAUCCCAUACAAGGAAAUACAUUGGACCUGGUCCAGCUGGAGCAGAAUGAGGCCGCCUUCAGCGUGGCCGUGUGCCGAUUUGCCAAUGCCGGGGAUGACUGGCAUGUCCUGGUGGGAGUGGCCAAGGACCUGAUUCUGAAUCCGCGCUCCGUUGCCGGAGGGUUUGUCUACACCUACAAGCUGGUGAACAGUGGGGAGAAGCUGGAGUUCCUGCACAAGACGCCGGUGGAAGAGGUCCCUGCAGCCAUCGCCCCGUUCCAGGGCAGGGUGCUCAUCGGGGUGGGGAAGCUCCUGCGUGUGUAUGACCUGGGCAAGAAGAAGCUGCUGCGCAAGUGCGAGAACAAGCACAUCGCCAACUACAUCUGUGGGAUCCAGACCAUCGGGCACCGAGUGAUCGUGUCGGAUGUCCAGGAGAGCUUUAUCUGGGUGCGGUAUAAGCGGAACGAAAACCAGCUGAUCAUUUUUGCAGACGACACGCACCCGCGCUGGGUGACGACCGCCUGCCUCCUGGACUAUGACACUGUGGCCGGGGCCGACAAGUUCGGCAACAUCUGCGUGGUGCGGCUGCCACCCAACACCAACGAUGAGGUCGACGAGGACCCCACUGGCAACAAGGCGUUGUGGGACCGUGGCCUGCUCAAUGGUGCUUCCCAGAAGGCAGAGGUGAUCAUGAACUACCACGUGGGAGAAACGGUGCUGUCCCUCCAGAAGACGACUCUCAUCCCCGGCGGCUCUGAAUCGCUUGUCUACACCACCCUGUCUGGAGGCAUUGGCAUUCUGGUCCCGUUUACCUCGCACGAGGACCACGACUUCUUCCAGCACGUGGAGAUGCACCUCCGGUCCGAGCAUCCGCCCCUCUGCGGACGAGACCACCUCAGCUUUCGCUCCUACUACUUUCCGGUCAAGAACGUCAUCGAUGGGGACCUGUGCGAACAGUUCAACUCCAUGGAACCUAACAAGCAGAAGAAUGUGUCGGAGGAGCUGGACAGGACGCCCCCAGAGGUGUCCAAGAAGCUGGAGGACAUCCGCACCCGCUACGCUUUCUGAGCGGGCUCACGGUCCGGGCCGGGUGGAGAGGCAGUGAGCGCAGCACACACCCAGCCUGUCCCACCUCCGUGGCCGUUUGGUACCUGGGACUCAAAGGCAGCCUUGCCCUCCGCCUGUCUUUCAUGUGCUGCUCCAGAGGCCGGGAGUUGUUCUGGCUCCCCUUUGGGCAGGGGGGCAGCCCCCACCAUGAGGACCCCACCCUCCCAGUCCACGAGCCUUGCCACACAGGCCUCCCUUCCCCAGCCGUCGGGGUGUGGGGAGGCUCAGGGGCCCUUUAUGCCUUUCCGGUCAGCGCCUGGCACGUUCCUGUUCUUUCUGGUUUUAUCUCUGUUUUGUAAAUACCUUGUGCUGAGCCUUGGCCUCCGACUGUGGAUGGCUGGCCUGACCCGAGGCCUGGCCUGCGCUUCCCGCUCCCAGCCUGUGCCACAGCGGGUGCUGCAGGGUUGGCCCAGCUCCCCUCCUCUCCUCCCAUGUGCUGCUCCCCGGGCGGGCAGUCAGGGAAGGGACAGCAGUCCCCGGGGAAUGGCCCGAGGCUCGCCUACGAAAAGCUUGGGAGCCCUUGGAUGGGCUGCUGCAGCUGCCUCUGCUCCCAGCGGGGGGUACGUUGGCAGGAAAUGCCUGGCAGGCCUGCUAUCUGCAGCUCUUCCCGCCCCCCCCUUCUGCCAAUUCAGAAAAUUGGAGGAGCUUCCCUGCCCUCCAGGGGCCAUGCUGGGCUUACCACCUUGACACCGACUUCCUGCUUUUCACUUAAAAUACGCUUUGGACACAUUGCUGGGAUGCCACAGUCCAGUCCUGGCACUGAUGGAGGCAAGGCCGAAAAGCGCCAUGUGACAUGAGGCCGCCUCACUCACUCCCAAAUCCACAGGGACAGGCAGGGGAGGGGCGGCACCCGCUGUUUUAAUUACAGUACAACUUUUAUUAAUACUGGAAUCUUCACAGUGCAUUCGUUACUUGUAGCAGUGACUACCUUAAAUGAAGGGAGGAGAAGGAUGAUUAUUUUUAAGAAAGAAGGCAUGGGAAAAUAAAUUAGAAAAGGAAAAAGUUAACAGCACCAGGAUAGUUAAGGUCAGUUGACAGACAUUUCAAGAGUGUGUUUCUCUGUACAAAAAAUAAAAAGCAAAACGCA